CUGGAAUCCCUUGAGAUCCUUGGCCUCCUUUAGUUCCUUGGGAUCCUUGAAAUUGUUGAAUUCCUUGGGAGCAUUGAGAUCCUUGAAUUCCUUAGAAUCCUUGAAUUGCUUGGGAUCCUUGAAUUCCUUGGGAUCCUCGGCUUCCUUGGGAUCCUUAAGUUCCUUGGGGUCAUUGGGAUCCUUGAAUUCCUUGGCUUCAUUUGGAUCCAUGAAUUCCUCGGGAUUCUCGAAUUCUUUGGAAUCCUUGAAUUUCUUUACGCUAUGUUGUGCUGUAGUUCCUUAGUGCUCGUGCGUAUUGAAUAAUAUUGGAGUUCAAGAAUUCCUCAAGAGUUCGGACUUCACGGAAUUCGGACACUACUGUUCGACGUAUAGGAAUCUUUCUUUUCGAAACCCAACGGUACAACUGACGUGCUCUUGACUCACAUAUUCAAUUCAAAAACUGAGGCUAACAUCUGAUAACCUUCCCUUCUAAGAUUCUAAUGCAAUGGUUUGAAGCUUUUGUAGAACUUUCUCUAACUAUCCACUUCAAAACUACGCUUUUUAAAUUACAUAUAAAACUCAAUUGUAGAAAGUCCCACAUUCCAAAGAUGUGCUUGAAUCUUCUCAGGUUUUUUUUUAGUUUAGGAGUUUCACAUAGUUCAUUAUUUUAUUCCAUAAGAUUCUGAAUUUUCCAAAUUUUGAAUAAAAUCUCCAGAUCUCCAUAUUUUUCUCUCGACAGCUUGCAUGGAAUUAGCAAUGUUCCUUCUCGAAAAAAUCUCCUUACAGCAAUCUCAUGGUGACGUUUUUCGGGUCAAAAAGAUCUUGGUAAGAAAUAGAAGUAACACAGAUGUAAGAAUCGUUACGAAAUCCUUUUUUUCAUAGUAAACUAGGAAAAGACUUCUGAAUUUUUCUCUCCGAAAAGAAUAUUCUCGAAAGUUUUACCUAAUUCUCUUCCAAGAAGACGUAUGUCUCCUUUAUAGCUCUUUCCGAUGCGAAAGAGGGAGAAUCUCUUCGACAAUGACGAUUCCUUUUCUUUUUUGUUCAUUAUAUUCAUUCCUAAUAUUCCAGCCAAUGCCCGAUGGAAUCAGAGUGGAGUGACCGUUGCUGGAGGUCAUGGAGGAGGCAAUGCCACCAAUCAACUGAGCGCGCCUCGUGGUCUCUUCGUUGAUGACGAUCAAACGAUGGUCAUUGCUGACUGGGCCAAUCAUCGUAUCAUCCAAUGGAAGAUGGGUGAUACGAAUGGACAAAUAGUAGCUGGUGGCCAUGGCUCAGGAAAUCAAUUGGAUCAAUUGUUUUUUCCAACCGAUGUAUUGAUUGACAAAGAGACGGAUAGUCUCAUUAUUUGUGAUUCAGUGAAUAGACGAGUCGUACGAUGGUCUCGUCGUAGUGGUACAACUCAAGGAGAAAUCCUUAUCGACUACAGCAUUUGUUGGGGAUUGGCCAUGGAUUAUCAGAGAUAUCUCUACAUCUCUGACGACUUUAAACAUGAAGUAAGACGAUAUCAAAUAGGAGACAAGAAUGGAACUAUUGUGGCUGGUGGCAAUGGCGAAGGUGCUGGUCUCAAUCAACUCAACGACCCGAGCUACAUCUUUGUCGAUCAAGAACAGACUGUUUACGUGUCAGACGGUCAGAAUAAUCGUGUAAUGAAAUGGAAUAAAGAUGCAAAAGAAGGAAUUGUUGCCGCUGGAGGUCAAGGCUAUGGGAAUGCUCUGACACAAUUGUCGUUUCCUGAAGGACUGUUCGUUGAUACAUUGGGUACCAUCUAUGUGGCAGACUUGUUGAAUCGUCGAGUGAUGCGUUGGCCUAAAGAAGCGAAACAGGGCACUGACAUCGUAGGUGGAAAUGGUUCGGGGGAAGGAGCUAAUCAAUUCACCAAUCCCAUUGGUUUAUCCUUUGAUCCACAUGGCAAUCUCUACGUCGUCGAUAGUGGGAAUCAUCGUGUUCAACGCUUUUCUAUCGAAUAG
Molecule: messenger RNA, 1943 nt
Organism: Rotaria sordida
Lineage: Eukaryota; Metazoa; Rotifera; Eurotatoria; Philodinida; Philodinidae
Source: the annotation of a GenBank genome assembly